CACACGGAGCACCAACUGAUUUGAGGAUCAACACUAAAUCUCUGGAGUGCAUCCUGACCAAUCUGAAGCCCCACGCACGCACAAGGGGCCUCUCAGCUUGACCUUUGACCUCACUUCUCCUGAAACGUCUCGGAAAUGGAGGACAACUACCAAAACCGGACUGCCUUCAUUAAAGGUGCCAAAGACAUUGCCAAAGAAGUCAAGCGGCAAGCCUCUAAGAAGGUGGGCCGCUCCGUGGAUCGGGUGAACGACGAGUACAGCAGGCGAUCCUACAGCCGCUUUGAGGAAGAUGAUGAUGACGACUACCCCAUGCAGGGGAGCCAGGAUGGAGGCUACUACCGCAGCGACAGCCAGGCGGCCAACGAAGACGAGGGCGGCCACAGCGACUCCACGGAGGGUCACGACGAGGAUGACGAGAUCUACGAGGGCGAGUACCAAGGGAUCCCCAGAGCUGAUUCGGGGAAGGGGAGUCUGGCUGGAGGGCCGGGGUCCAUGGCAGCCGGAGCGCAGCAGUUCAGAGAUAUCGGUGCGUUGGAGGCAGAGAGGCGGAAGGACCAGGAGGAGCUGGCUCAGCAGUACGAGACCAUUUUACAAGAAUGUGGUCAUGGGAAGUUCCAGUGGUCGCUCUACUUUGUUCUGGGGCUGGCGCUCAUGGCAGACGGCGUCGAAAUCUUUGUGGUGGGGUUUGUCCUCCCCAGCGCAGAGAAGGACAUGUGUCUGUCUGAACCCAACAAAAGCAUGCUUGGGCUCAUCGUAUAUUUUGGGAUGAUGGUCGGGGCUUUCCUCUGGGGGGCUCUGGCUGACCGGAUAGGCCGUCGUCAGUCUCUUCUCAUCUCUCUCUCCAUCAACAGCAUCUUCUCCUUUUUCUCAUCCUUCGUUCAGGGCUACAGCACUUUCCUGUUUUGCCGUCUCCUCUCAGGUGUUGGGAUCGGUGGUUCAAUCCCCAUCGUGUUCUCCUACUACUCGGAGUUUCUGGCUCAGGAGAAGCGCGGCGAGCAUCUCAGCUGGCUCUGCAUGUUCUGGAUGAUCGGGGGAAUCUACGCCUCAGCUAUGGCCUGGGCCAUCAUCCCACACUACGGCUGGAGUUUCCAGAUGGGUUCGGCAUACCAGUUCCACAGCUGGCGUGUGUUUGUGUUAGUGUGUGCGUUUCCUUCCGUGGCGGCCAUCGCUGCCCUCAACGCCGUGCCCGAAAGUCCACGCUUCUACUUAGAGAAUGGCAAGCAUGAUGAGGGCUGGAUGGUCCUGAAGCAAGUCCACGACACAAACAUGAGAGCUAAAGGACACCCAGAGAGGGUGUUUACAGUCACCACAAUUAAGACUGUGAAGCAGAUCGAUGAGCUGGUGGACAUCGGCACCGACACCCCAGUCUGGCAGCGCUACAGACUGAAAAUCAUGAGCCUUUCUCAGCAGAUCCGGAACAACAUUCUCGCCUGCUUCAGCCCAGAAUAUAAACGGACGACCUUCAUGCUCAUGGCUGUUUGGUUCAGCAUGUCUUUCAGCUACUACGGCCUGACGGUGUGGUUCCCCGACAUGAUCAAGUACAUCCAGAAGCAGGAGUAUGACUCGCGCACCAAGACCUUCACGAAGGAGCGAGUGGAGCACGUCACGUUUAACUUCACCCUGGAAAACCAGGUUCAUCGUGAAGGACACUACUUCAAUGACAAGUUCCUCAAUCUGAAGAUGAAGUCUAUGGUGUUUGAGGACUCUGUGUUUGAGGAGUGCUACUUUGAGGACAUCACCUCCACGCACACGUUCUUCAGGAACUGCACCUUCAUCGCCAGUUUGUUCUACAACACGGACUUAUUCAAGUACAGGUUUGUCAACUGUAAGCUGAUCAACAGCACGUUCCUCCACAACAAGGAGGGCUGCAUCCUGGACUUCAGUGACGACUUCAACAACGCCUACAUGAUUUACUUUGUCAACUUCCUGGGUACGCUGGCUGUGCUGCCGGGGAACAUUGUGUCGGCUCUCUUAAUGGACAAAAUUGGCCGUUUAAGGAUGCUGGCGGGGUCCAGCGUCAUUUCCUGUGUCAGCUGCUUCUUCCUGAUGUUUGGCAACAGCGAGUCGGGGAUGAUCGCCCUCUUAUGUCUGUUUGGUGGCAUCAGCAUCGCCUCGUGGAACGCCCUGGAUGUGAUCACGGUGGAGCUCUACCCUUCGGAUAAAAGGACCACGGCGUUCGGCUUCCUGAACGCCCUCUGCAAACUGGCGGCUGUGCUGGGCAUCAGCAUCUUCCAGUCGUUCGUUGGCAUCACCAAAGCCGUACCUAUCCUAUUUGCUGCCGGCGCACUCGCCGCCGGCAGCUUCCUCGCCACAAAGUUGCCCGAGACGAGAGGCCAGGUGUUGCAGUAAAACGGGACAGCCGGUGGUGAGCAGAGCAGAGCGCAGCGCAAGAGAGUGUGUUUGAGAAGCCCGAACAUCCCCGAGAGCUUCAACGCUGCCUGUCCGUCUCACAGCAAAAGUUGAGACUGCCUCCCCCCCAAUGUAAGCCCAGAAUCCUUUGAAAUGUGGAUCACAUCAUUCAGUGUCUUUACACACAGAGACCAUAAAAGAAGAGCAAACAUGUAGAUCACCGGCACCAUCACAACACCCUGGAUAUAAUUUCAACCAUCCUGUCAGGUCUGGUAAACGAAUACUGCUGCAGGUAUUUGUACUACGGGCUGAUGUGGUAUAUAAAUGGAAAUAUGCACCUAGAAGUAAACAAAUUCCCAGCACAAAGACUGGUAGAAUGGUUGAUCGAGACUUUUUCGUUUAGUGUUUGCAGAUAGGAUUGCAGUGUUCUUCUUUCUUGUGUCUUCGAGCUCCCUGACGGGCUCGCCGUGCUGCUGUUCAGUUUACCGUGACGUUAAUAAAACAGUUCAGUUCCCAUCCCCAGACCCACCCUGACACACGCGCGUUUCCCAAAGCAUUUUUCUAUGGAAGGUCUGAUGUAUUUUUCUGAAAAGGCUCAUUAAUCCUCCCCUGCAGCCUGUCACUGAAGCCAGACCUGCCGAGUUCUGCUCAAAAUGUGGCUAUUAAAACCUGCCGGCAGAGCUGCAUUUAUUCAUGCACUUCAAUGAAUAUUAGUGUUAUUAUUUACCGCCUCAAUACUCAAACAGGUGACGAUACAUUUCACAGGAUUCUCCGUCGAACGUGGGAAUAACUGGAUCCAGUUCCUCGGUGUUAAACCAGUGUCUACCCUCCCUACUGUGUGACAGUUUGGUGUUACUGAGUGAAACAGGAACGACUGUGGGACGGAGUUUUGUCAGCUGUGGUGUGAUUUUGUGUGUAUUAGUUGUGUGUAUGCGUGCGCGUUACGUGCGCCUUGUGAGGGGGGAUAAACAGCUUCAUAUCACAAGUUUAAAUGACUGUUUGUGUGCAAGGAUCUGUGCAUGCAUGUGUUUAUAUGUCCGAGUGGUCGCAGCGUCCUGUUCCAUCGUUUUAUGUGCAAAAUGUUUCAGUCCGUUUUAGAUCCAUCUUAUCGUGUAGCAGAUUUUUAUAUAAAACAGCGGUCAUUUCAAUUUGUAAAUUUACAUCAAACAAUGUCGUGCUCAAAUCCCAAAGAGGCUUAUUGCUCGAACAUAAAGUCUUCAGAUUCAAAAUGGGAGUGCAGUCCUCAUAGGGUCACCCUAAAUCUGUAUGCUUUCUUAACAGUGCGCCAUAAAAAGCAGCCAUAACAUUUAAUUCCAGUCAUAAGCACAAAUUAUAAUGGGACCAAAACUGAAGAAGCUGUGUUCGGAGCAGUCGGAGGAGCAAAAAGGGUGAUUCUGAUUUUAUUCUGCUGUGACUCGGAGUCAAACCGAACUGCCCUGAAACGGACGCUGAUCUUUAUUUAUACAACCUCGUCACCCUGAAUUCAUUUAUUCUCAUCUUUUUGUGUGUUGACAAUCGGUGUGUGAGUUUAUGGGACGUCCUCUGAUGUCUUUUUAAAUACUGUUGUCUCACGGAGUCA
Molecule: messenger RNA, 3928 nt
Organism: Nematolebias whitei (Rio pearlfish)
Lineage: Eukaryota; Metazoa; Chordata; Actinopteri; Cyprinodontiformes; Rivulidae
Product: synaptic vesicle glycoprotein 2A
Exons: 12
Coding region: 136-2349 (737 amino acids)
Biological process (GO): chemical synaptic transmission; transmembrane transport
Cellular component (GO): membrane
Molecular function (GO): transmembrane transporter activity
Source: RefSeq, a predicted model, not a curated record